Pteropus alecto (black flying fox) is the source of this 6783-nucleotide messenger RNA. RefSeq names its product cytosolic arginine sensor for mTORC1 subunit 2 (gene CASTOR2). Lineage: Eukaryota; Metazoa; Chordata; Mammalia; Chiroptera; Pteropodidae. The transcript is spliced from 8 exons. Gene Ontology annotation, cellular component: cytosol. The coding region runs from base 35 to 1027 and encodes 330 amino acids. Gene Ontology annotation, biological process: negative regulation of TORC1 signaling; cellular response to L-arginine. The record is from RefSeq and is a predicted model, not a curated record.
CCGCGGAUGAGCCGCCGCGGAGCGCGGGCGGACGAUGGAACUCCACAUCCUGGAGCACCGGCUGCAAGUUGCCAGCGUCGCCAAGGAGAGUAUCCCGCUCUUCACCUACGGCCUCAUCAAACUUGCCUUCCUGUCUUCUAAGACCAGGUGCAAGUUCUUCAGUCUGACUGAGACGCCAGAAGAUUACACCAUCAUUGUUGACGAGGAGGGGUUCCUGGAGCUUCCCUCCUCGGAGCACCUGAGCGUGGCAGAUGCUACCUGGCUGGCCCUCAAUGUGGUGUCAGGUGGUGGCAGCUUCUCCAGCUCCCAGCCUAUCGGCGUGACCAAAAUUGCCAAGUCGGUUAUCGCUCCACUGGCUGACCAGAACAUCUCCGUGUUCAUGCUGUCCACCUACCAGACAGACUUCAUCUUGGUAACUGAGCAAGAUCUCACAGGGCCUGCAGCAGGGCCUCAGCUGACGGACCUCACCCCUCUUCCUGGGCCUCCACCUAGCCCACAGUGCUCCUCUUCUCCUGGCCUCAGCAUCCUUUGUCUUUGUGCUCUCACAGUCCAGAGGCCUGUCAUCCACCCACUGUCUAGCCCGAGCAACAGGUUCUGUGUCACCAGCCUGGACCCCGACACGCUGCCUGCCGUUGCCACACUCCUCAUGGACGUCAUGUUCUACUCUAAUGGGGUGAAGGACCCAAUGGCUGCCAGCGACGACUGUGGCCACAUCCGCUUCUUCUCCUUUUCCCUCAUCGAGGGCUACAUCUCCCUGGUGAUGGAUGUGCAGACCCAGCAGAGGUUUCCUAGUAAUUUGUUGUUCACGAGCGCAUCUGGAGAGCUCUGGAAGAUGGUGCGGAUUGGAGGACAGCCCCUGGGAUUUGAUGAGUGUGGCAUCGUGGCCCAGAUCUCCGAGCCCUUGGCUGCUGCAGACAUCCCUGCCUACUACAUCAGUACUUUCAAGUUUGACCACGCACUGGUACCAGAAGAAAACAUCAAUGGGGUCAUCAGCGCCCUGAAAGUCAGCCAAGCAGAGAAGCAUUAGAAGGGCCUCUUCCACUCCUCCCCAUCUGCCCCCCGGCCCCCACCCGAAGAUUCUUGCAGUAUUUCUCAACAGACUGGAAAAUUGGCUCCAGAGCCCCCAAAGAAGAGGCCUAGGAGACACCCCUAGUUGCUGACUCUAUCAGGCCUAGCGCUCAAGCCAAGGCCUCCCCAUACCCUCAUGCCUUUCCGGAGCCCGUAGACCCUCUAGAGAACCUCCUACCCCCACCCCCCCCAACCCCUGCUCCAGAAAAUGACGUCUGAGGCCCAGGGAGCUUGUGAGCUGACCCACCUCCUCACCCAGCCUCGCCCAUAGCUGGGGGCAGAUACUGAAGGAAGCUGGUGCCUCCUACAAGACACUGGGGUACCAAUUUGCAUGUCAUCGUGGGGGCGGACUGAGUGGGCCGAGUUCAUGGAUCCUGGGAAGGCCCCCACGAGGGCGUGAAGCUGGAUACUGUAGUUGCUGGUCUCUGGUUCCAUCAGCUCAGGGCUGGUUCCCGGAGUGGAGGCCAUUGGGCAGCCCAUAGGCAUAUGCUGGUGAGGCUCCAAUGGGGCAUAGGUGGGGCCCUAAGCCACCCAGAACCUCGCCUGCCAACCAUAGGGCCUGUGCCCCAACUCCCAGCAAGACUGCCAAGGGACCCUGUCCAGACCCUCCCCACCACAAGCACUCCUGGGGGUGGGGAGGGGGCGGUUCCCAGGAAACCCACCAGCCUGGGGCACGAGCUCCUAUCCCCUCUGCUUUCUCUGGACCCUACUCAGGCAGGUGGAGCCUCGGUUUCCCCCAAGUAGGGGCAUCUCCAGCAUUCUUGGCCUGGGGUUUCUUUGGUCACCCCGCCUCUCCAACAGUUGACUAGACCAGCACAGGGCUCCCCCGUCAUCCUGCCCCCUCCUUUGCCCCACUUUGGGGGACAUGAAAGGCCUCUGCCCCCAACUCACCUGCCCACCCACCCCUCAGUUCAGGGACAAUGACAUUCAUGAGUACUUGACCUGGGAGGCAGCUUAUCUGAGCCUUAAUAGAGAAAACCGUACCUUGUUUUAGUUUCUUAUUUAAUGUAUUUGUGCUCAGCUGCAGUUGGCAGCAGUUUCAGGAGACAGGGCCUACUGAAUUCUGUCAGGGGGCCCAGAGGCCCAGGGUUACUUGGCUGGUGCCCUGUGGCUCCAGGGACAAGGGAAGAGCUUUGGCCCUCUCUUUGAGCAGGACGCUGGGAGCAAAGAUCUAUUAGAAGAUAUGGGCCCCUGGGCCACCCUAGACAGGGCUGACCAGCCAGGCCCCACUGAUGGGUACCCAGGCAGCCUUGGUUCUAUCUGAGCAUCAGAGGGGUCUUGAGGGUCACAGGGAGGUAGCCAGCCAGGCUGAGGUGGCUUGUCCCCCUAGAGGCUACCUAGGGAGAAUGGGGUAAGCCCCCGUGCCUCCUCUCCAGCUCGGAAUGCUUUCUGAGUGUGCAGGACCCCCAGGGCCUGCUAUGGCCCAUGCCCUCCCGGUGCUCUCUGCAGCAGCUGACUUGUGCUGUCCCUGUGAAGCUCAGAGCAGAAGAGAUGUUUUCUUGAUCAGGUGAAGGGCUUGAAUGAACCCCCACCCCCAUAUCUGAGCUGUGUGGGACCCUUUGCGCCCUGGAAGCCCCCAGAUACAGGAGAUGUGCAUCUGGAUCCGUGCAGAUGCUCAAGGCCCAAGCACUGAUUAGCAACUCACAUUUUUUUUUUAAGUUAAUUCAUUUUGCACAAAACUCCAAAACAACCAAAACGUGUAACUUGUUCACUGGUUCUAAAAUGGGAGUGGCCAAGUGGGCAUGGCAUCUUUUGAAGCCCUGAGUCCUCUUUCUGCCCUUGGAAGGCCUUGAUUUUUUGUGGUGCACCUCUCCAGACCUCUUCCUGUCGGUUCCCCCUAAUAUGUCACUUUGCUUUUCCUCCCUGUCGAGCAAGCGUGUUGGCUCUGUGACCCCAGAAAUGCGUGCUCCCCAGGCCCCUAGGGCAUAUCUAUUGUACACACGUAUAAAUACCUGUGUUUUAUGUUGAUAUAGAUAUAUACUGUAAAUAGCAUAUAUACUUGAGCAAUAUAUAUGUUAAUAUAUACUGUGUGGGCACACACGUGUGUGCGCAGUACGUGGACACAGACCCCAUUGUGUGUGCACGUGUGUGUGGGCCUGAAGGUCUCCACCUGCUGUGUUUGCCGUGCACACGGGCACGUUUGAGCCACCGUAUAUUUUUAAUUCAAGUAUAUAGGCAAUACGAUUUUGAGAGAAGCCGGCCGGCUGCCUCAUCCCUGACUUGAGGGAAGGGAAAAACAAAACCAGCAGCCCAGGAGCUGAGCUCCAGUCAGGGGGUGUCAAGGGUCCCUCCCUCUCCUCCCCAGUCUCUCUUGAAAGCUGGAUUCAGCCCCUUCCCACACCCCUGUUUCCACAGACAAGGUCCCUGACACCCUGGUCGUAUUUUAGGUGGUGGCAGAGCAAAGGGAGGAGGAGUUAGAACCUCUUGCUUUUGAACAGAACGCCCCCACCCCAGUUGCUCUGCCCAAAGACCUGGGCCAGCAGGGCAGUCACCUCCAGCUCCACAUUUAGGUCUACUCUUCACCUGGCUGUUUUUACACUUGACUGCUUACCUGAUUUUUUUUUUUAAUUUUUUUUAUUUUUUUUGCCUGCAAGCUUAGAAACCUCAGGUUCUUUGCCCAGGUCUCCUGGGGGCUGCCCCGUCUAACUGACAAAAGGCAUGUGUAUGCCCUCAAUGUUGUGCCCAGGUAGAAGUUGGGACAGGGGCUCAGCUCUCAUCUCCAGCUGCCACCCAGGAAACGCCUCCCUGCAUUUUCCCAGUCCCUGUCCUCCUGCUGUGUGAAGAGGCCCACAGAGGCGGGCACAUUCCUCAGCCACUGUGAGUGCCUGGGUAGCAGAGUCGGUCAUUUGAUCUCCACAGCAAUUUGGAGGCAAGAGUGAGUGGUCUUCCCAGUGGCCAGCUGCCCUCUGCCAUCUGCAGGUUUUCUGGGUGUGGGGUCUCCAGACCACAGGCCCCACUUGGAAGGAGCACAUGCUCAGUGGGGCCAACAUGGCUGAGACCCAUCAGAGAAGUGGCUUGAGGACUCUGACCUGUCAGGGCUGAGGAUUUCUUAGCUCUGCCUCCUGGGGACGAAAACUGGGUUUUGGGGCAAGACUUCUGAGAGGCAAGGUGAGCAGGCAGGCCCUGUGUCUUUGCCUCUGUGCCACUCCUUGGGAAUAAAAGUUCAAACCAUCUUAACGCCAGCUUCACCCCUUGUCCACCCCACCCCCGUACACUACAGAGUGGGGAGAGUGAGGGAGGGCAUGCUGCGAACCCCCUUCUCCCUCCCCCAAGUGUAAAACCUGCCUCUUGGUUCCAUCCUCAACAUGGGCUUCCCUGGUUCCCAGGAAACCCCAUUCCCCCUCAGCCCCUAGUCCUGUCAGCAAAGAUGGGCAUUGCCAGCUUUGUACCUCCCUCUCCCCAGGGGUCUCCAGAGCCCCGAGAGAGGUGCUGCCCAUGCCACUGCCCUCAGCCCAGGGCACACGACCAAGCUGGAGAGGUAUGCAGACCUCCCCUCCCCAAGAUUCGGGGGUUGAGAGCCCCUGAGCACCAGCAUUCUCCCCCUCCCACCACCUCCAGGCCUAGUGGGCAGGGAGGGAGCCAGGUGACCCAGAGCUGCCCAGGUGGCUUCCCCCAUCAGGCAGUAUGGCCUCAGGAACCAGUGUGGUCUGAAGAUGCAUGGUCUGGUGGGGCUUGUCUCUGAGAUGACAGAAUGCCAUGGAGGUCUGAGACCAAGGCUCUGAGGAGCUAGAGAGGGCCAGGGCCCCGUUUAAAGCCAAGGGCACCAUUUGCCUGAUAAUCAAAGAUGAACCUGCCCACCCACCACCAGGUCCUCCUGGCUGGCAUUUCACGAGCAGACCUUUUAGGAGCCCCACAACCACCCUGGGCCACCUUUCUGAGCCUCUGGAUCUAGAUGUGGGGACAAGUAGGGCCCUUUCCAACCCCCAGCUAAGAGAGGGGACCUUGGGGAGCUCUCAGGUGACAGCAAAGCACUCCAGCCCUGUUACUGAGAAAUUAUUGAUGCCACCUCCUGAGUGAACUCUGGGUGGAGGUUAAGGAGAAAACACCCCCAAUAUAUCUGUGCCCACCAUAAGUCAGGGUUAGGGAGCAGCCAGUCACUGCUGUCACGGCCACCGAGAAAUGGAGCUGACAGUUGGCCUGAGAAAAGCUUAGGGGAGGAGGAUGGAGUCUCAGGCAGUGGAAAGACUGGCUUUUCAGGAUUCCUAGCUACUGUGCUAAAGAAGGGGCUAGGCGUGCAGCAGGCAAAAUCCCUGCAUUCAAAGAGGCUGCCUGGGAGGGGAGCCAACCAAGGUGGUGGGGACGAUGGUCACUCAGUGGAGGAAAGACUUGGAAAGAGGGGCCAAGGGUUUUGAGGAGAGUUGAGCCCUGAUGUAGCUGGAUACCUUUCUUACCAUCUCAGAGCCCAUUCCAGCAUUUUUCUUUCAUUUUCAAAUUAAAGGAAGCAAAAAGGACAAGCUACUUGCCUCUCAUACUCUGCGUAGACUGUGAGAGAAAGUCGCAGGGUGUGCUUUGGCCUUCAGCUUUGAUAUUCUGGCACUCCUAUGAAGCCUGUUCUCCUGGGAAGGUAAAGGACAGGAGCUGUUGGCUGAGGCAGCCUGCUGUCUUUGAGGCUGAUGGCACCAAGAGUGGCCUGGAGUAAAGGCAGUAGCCUGCAGCCUGGCUCAUGGUACCUGUGGACUGCUUGGUGGUAAGGGAGUUUAAGGGGAGGGGAGGCUGUGAGUUGGAAGUGCAGGGUGGCCCCUGCCCUGGGAGUCAGCACAGCGUUCUAUGCACACGGAUGUAAGAGCACAUGUGUGCAGAGUCCAAAUCUGAGCUAAGAGACUGGCUCAUUCAGUGUUUUGAGGCCUCAGUAGCAUUCGCACCCGGAAGCUACAUGUGGGGGCGGCAGGCCCUGAAUGAAGCUUUUGGCUGUAAGAUAGGGAUUGGGGCCACCCCAAGGGACUGCCCCGGCCCACUUGACUUUGUUAAAACUGCUCUGUGGUGGGGGCAGAGGUGUCCUUGGCAGCGGUUCUGUCCACACAACCAGCCUGGAGGACUAGAACUGCCGAGCCAACUUCAGAAACAGCUGGUCCUCAAGUCAUUGAGAGGGAUAAGCUCUGGGUGCCGGUGCCCCUCACUAGUGAGGCUCCUCCAGGAAGAGCAUCCAGCAAAGUCGGAGACCAGGGCUCUGGGGAGGGGAAGAUGAAAAACAGGCCAAAUUCAGGUCCCAAGACAGAGGCCAAGCUUGAUACGUAUUCUGUCCACUGCCUCAGUUUACCUUUUCAGGAAAUGGUCCAGGAAGAACUGAGCAGGGUUGGCUCCAAAACUGGGGUGGAGGACUCCUAACAAAAUCCCAAGCCCUCUUGCUCUAUGCCAAAAUCAUUUCCGUUAUCUUGAGAUGGGGGUGAGUGGAUGUCGGGUAUACAGUGGGGCUCCGAGGGACUUCUGCCCUGUCCAGGGCCUCAUCUUGGGGAGUCUGGCCCUUACCUGGCAUGCCCCAGGUUACCAGCAGAAGCAGUGGCACCUACACCUGUCCCAGGGUCUGGGUGAGGGGCAGAACUGGGCAGCCCUGUACCUGGGCUCCUCAUGCUUACUUUCUUUGUUGAAGAAACAAACACAAAACCUUCGAGAUUCAUGUACUGUAUGAUGGAGAGAAAAAAAUACUUAAUGUUCCCCAAAAAAGACAGUAUAUUUUGUACUUUGUAAAGUGUUAAUUAAAAUGGAGGAAAAAAAUGA